UAUGGAUAAGCCUCCUUAAUAAGAAGAAAAACAUUUAUUUAAAAUAGUUUUAAUUGGUAAUCAAACUCCUAAUUAGCACAAGGCGAUUCUAGUGUUGGAAAAUCUAAUAUACUUUCAAGAUUUACAAAAAGAUAAUUUAAUUUUGAUAGCCAACCAACCAUAGGAGUAGAAUUUGCUACGAGGUCAUUGACAGAAAAUGGAAAAAUAAUUUAGGCAUAAAUUUGGGAUACUUGUGGAUAAGAAAGAUAUAAAUCUAUCACAAGUGCAUAUUACAGAGGAGCAGUUGGUGCAAUGUUAAUUUAUGAUAUUACAAAAUAAAAAACUUUUGAAAAUAUAGAGAAAUGGAUCUAAGAAUUGAAAGAGUAUGCUGAGACUAAUGUAGUAGCUAUGUUAAUUGGGUAUUAUAUCCUAAAAGAAAUAGAAAUAAAGCAGAUUUAAAAGCUUAAAGAAAAGUUCCUAGCGAUAAGGCUGCUUAAUUUGCAGAAAAUCAUACAAUGGCUUUUAUGGAGGUUAGUGCCUUUGAUGGAACAAACGUUGAUCUUGCCUUUUCAAGACUUAUUAAUGGUAUUUUGAUUUUAAUUUAGAGAAAUAUAUUAAUUAAUAAAUAAAUAGUCUUUAGCAGAAAAUUAAGAUUAAUCACUAUAGCAAUAGAUGCAGAGCAGAAACAACAUGUAAAUUCAAUAAUCUUAAUGUAAUUAAUCAUCAGACACUUGUUGUAAAUGA
Paramecium pentaurelia is the source of this 723-nucleotide messenger RNA. The record is from the annotation of a GenBank genome assembly. NCBI's taxonomy places the organism in Eukaryota, Ciliophora, Oligohymenophorea, Peniculida, Parameciidae.